Molecule: messenger RNA, 459 nt
Organism: Suncus etruscus (white-toothed pygmy shrew)
Lineage: Eukaryota; Metazoa; Chordata; Mammalia; Eulipotyphla; Soricidae
Gene: IL38
Product: interleukin 1 family member 10
Exons: 4
Coding region: 1-459 (152 amino acids)
Biological process (GO): cytokine-mediated signaling pathway; positive regulation of gene expression; inflammatory response to antigenic stimulus
Molecular function (GO): interleukin-1 receptor binding; cytokine activity
Source: RefSeq, a predicted model, not a curated record
AUGUGCUCCCUACCCAUGGCAAGAUACUACAUAAUCAAGGACACAGACCAGAAGGCUCUGUACAUAAGAGGGGACCAGCUUCUGGCCGGAGAUCCAGACACGAACAAUUUCUGUGCUGAGAAAAUUUGCGUACUUCCCAACAGAGAUCUGGAACGCAGCAAGUUCCCCAUUUUCUUGGGGACUCAGGGAGGCAGCCGCUGCCUGGCAUGUGUGGAAACAGAAAAGGGGCCUUCCCUUCAGCUGGAGGAUGUGAAUAUCGAGGACCUGUACAAGGGUGGUGAGCAGGCGAUGCGUUUCACCUUCUACCAGAGAAGUAUAGGCUCAGCCUUCAGGCUUGAAGCUGCUGCCUGGCCAGGCUGGUUCCUUUGCGGCCCAGCCAAUGCCCAGGAGCCAAUAGGACUCACCAAGGAGACAGAGCCCUCUGCCCGCACUGAGUUUUACUUUGAGCAGAGUCGGUAG